Molecule: messenger RNA, 450 nt
Organism: Caenorhabditis remanei
Lineage: Eukaryota; Metazoa; Nematoda; Chromadorea; Rhabditida; Rhabditidae
Exons: 2
Coding region: 1-450 (149 amino acids)
Cellular component (GO): nucleosome
Molecular function (GO): structural constituent of chromatin; DNA binding; protein heterodimerization activity
Source: RefSeq, a predicted model, not a curated record
AUGGCUCGUACUAAAAAUGCAACCCCUCUCCCAAGUCCUCCUGGAACACCACAACAUACCACUAAAGCUAAAGCUCAAUCUAAAAAGAGAACAACUCGUUCAAAACGUGCCGGUCUUACCUUUCCAGUCGGCCGUAUCCAUCGUAAACUGCAAGUAGCAACUAAUGGACACCGUGUUUCUCCUGGAGCAUCUGUCUAUUUGGCUGCUGUUCUCGAGUAUAUGACUGCAGAAAUUCUGGAAAUCAGCGGAAUGGUUGCUGAGCAGAGCAAAAGAAAAACAGUCACUCCUCGUAUGAUGCAGUUGGCUGUUCAACAAGACAACGAAUUCGCCGAAAUGUUCAAAGAUAUAACUAUUUCUCAAGGAGGAGUCCUCCCGAAACCAAUUCAUGAGUCUCUUCUCCCAAAGAAGAAUGCUUCUGGCCAAGGAACUUCAGCAGGAGGAGCUCCAUGA